This is a messenger RNA of Molossus molossus (Pallas's mastiff bat), 1605 nucleotides long. RefSeq names its product tRNA splicing endonuclease subunit 15 (gene TSEN15). Bases 1 to 513 code for a protein of 170 amino acids. Gene Ontology annotation, biological process: tRNA splicing, via endonucleolytic cleavage and ligation. The transcript is spliced from 5 exons. The record is from RefSeq and is a predicted model, not a curated record. Lineage: Eukaryota; Metazoa; Chordata; Mammalia; Chiroptera; Molossidae. Gene Ontology annotation, molecular function: nucleic acid binding.
AUGGAAGCGCGCGGCGAUUCCGAGCCGUCCGCGGGCUGCAGCGGUCUGGGCCCCGGCGGCGCUCCCGGCGGCGGUGGUGGCGACGCCCACUCAUGGGCCCCGGAGGACGCCUGGAUGGGUACCCACCCAAAGUAUUUAGAAAUGAUGGAAUUAGAUAUAGGAGAUGCUACCCAAGUUUAUAUAGCAUUCUUGGUUUACCUGGACCUCAUGGAGAGUAAAAGUUGGCAUGAAGUGAACUGUGUGGGAUUGCCAGACCUCCAGCUCAUCUGCCUUGUCGGCACCGAGAUAGAAGGGGAAGGGUUACAGACUGUGGUGCCUACAUCCAUCAGUGCUUCCCUCAGCCAUAACAGGAUUAGAGAGAUCUUGAAGGCGUCUCGGAAACUGCAAGGGGACCCGGACCUGCCGAUGUCUUUCACUCUGGCCAUAGUGGAGUCCGAUUCCACGAUCGUCUACUACAAACUCACCGACGGGUUUAUGCUGCCAGACCCUCAGAAUAUUUCCCUUAGGAGAUGAAGCCUGUGCUUCCCGGCGCUCGGCACGCGAGGUGGAUCCAGACGCGUCAGCCUGCGGCGUCUGUGUCUCCAGGACGGUCAGGGUCAGGUCGGGGUCAGGGUCAGGGUCAGGGCUGGCUUAGCUGCUCCCGUUCCGUACGUUUUCUUCCAAAGUACAGAACUUUCCCAGAUAGGAGGAUUUUGUUGUUGUUCAAUAUAGGGUAUUCGCUCUAAAACGUUCUUGUCUGGAGACAGUUUAAUUACAGUUGUAUACAGUCCGUGCCUACUUGUGUACAGCUCUGUGUUAAGGGGGACACGUGUGUCUGCUGCCGUGCCCUCGAGGCCGCCCCGCCGCUCACCGCUGCUGCUGUUCUCGUCGACACCGCCCUCUGCUCCCGCAGCCUCCGCGCCUCGGGCCCUGCAGCGCUCGGAAUGCCUCUCGCCCCGACACCUGCAGCGCUGGCUUCAGUCUGCGCUUCAUCCCGACAGAAAGUGAAAAGGUCUCUCCCUUGUUUUUAAUGUUGCAGUUGCUGUUCCUUUCUUCUUUGGUUUACUUUCCGUCAGGACUGUAAGUGUGCUCAUCCAGAGUGUAAGCGCACGUGUCUAGUGAAUGAGGACCAGCGGAGUGCUGCCCACAGGAGCAUCGGGCCUGCCUUCCCUUCCUGUCAGCGCAGCCCUCGUCAUGGACGAUUGCAAGAGAGACAGUGGGGGCCGUGUCAGCCUUAAAGACAGCUUUGUGAAGUAGACCCAGUUACUCCACUUUCGUUAUAAUAUAUUCCAAUUAAGUUGCCUAAGGUAUAAAAAAUUACAUGCACAAAAAUGUUCUAAGUAGCAUUACUUGUAAUUGCCCAAAUUGUAAACCACUUAAAAGUUUAUGGCAGGGGUUAAUAAACUUUUUCUGUAAAGGACCAGAAAGUAAAUAGUUUGUAUUUGCAGACCAUAUAGUCUCUGUCACAGCUUCUCAAUUCUGCAGUUUGUAGCACAGAAAUAACGACAGGCAAUAGGUAAAUUGGCAUGGAUGGCUGUGUUCUAAUAAAACUAUGUACAAGUGCAGGCCUAUAGUUUGCUAACCAUAUAUAUGUGUGUAUAUAUAUAUGUAUAUGUGUGUAUAUAU